UACCUAACCACAACUUGUGUAUGUAGCAAUUGUAUUGAGCGAAAAGUGUUAAGCAAAACGUCAAAUUUUCGUCAAAAUGUUCUUCGAGGAUGAUGAUAACAUGGAGAGCGCGUGGGUGCAGACGGCCAUCGGCGCGAUCAAAAUCUUCACGAUGAUGUACGACAUCAUCACGAUGCCGAUUUACCUGGCCAUCCAGCGUCCGUGGAAGCGAAGACAGCUAGCCAGGAGAGUGAAAGCCAAGAUCAUUCAGCAGGACUCCAGCUCAGUCACGUACCGGUCGGUCGAUUCGCCCGGAGAAAUGCACGUCAAGAUGCUGCAGAACAACAUUGACACGCUCGAGCGCAUGUUUAACUUCGUCACGAAGGUGCACACGACCAAGCGGUGCAUCGGUACGCGCAAAAUCCUGAGCGAGGAGGACGAGAUGCAGUCGAACGGGCGGAUGUUCAAGAAGUUCCGCAUGGGCGAGUAUAUGUGGCGCAACUUCAUCGAGACGGAGCACGCGGCGGCGUGUUUUGGGCGCGGCCUUCGAGAGCUUGGCCAGCAGCCGAAGCAGAACAUCGUGAUCUUCGCGGAAACGCGAGCAGAAUGGAUGAUCGCGGCGCACGGGUGCUUUAAGCAGAACAUGCCGGUUGUGACGAUUUACGCGACGCUCGGGGAUGACGGUGUGGCGCACGGUAUCAACGAAACCGAGGUGACGACCGUUAUCACGUCACACGAACUGCUGCCCAAGUUCAAGAGCGUGCUAAAUGUGACACCGAACGUGAAGAAAAUCAUCUUCAUGGAGGAUCAGCUACACCCUACUGAAACGACCGGAUUCAAGGAUGGCGUCGAAAUCAUUCCCUUCAGCAAAGUCAUCGAGAUGGGCAACUCGAGCAAGAUUCCUGGUUCUCCUCCGACAUCCGAAGACACGGCUAUCAUCAUGUAUACGUCUGGUUCGACCGGCACUCCGAAGGGCGUCCUGCUGUCUCACGGAAACUGCAUCGGAACGAUGAAGAAUUUCUGUGAUAUCUUCAAGAUCUACCCUGACGAUGUGCUGAUUGGAUUCCUGCCGCUUGCGCACGUGUUUGAAUUGCUGGCGGAAAGCGUGUGCCUGCUAACCGGUGUCCCGAUUGGCUACUCAACUCCGCUCACACUGAUCGAUUCGAGUAGUAAAGUGAUGAAGGGCUGCAAAGGUGACGCCUCCGUUCUUCGGCCAACCUGCAUGACAUCGGUGCCACUUAUUCUGGAUCGAAUUUCGAAGGGUAUCAAUGACAAAGUGAAUGCUGAGGCUCCGAUGAAAAAGGCAUUCUUCAAGUUCGCUUAUGGCUAUAAAUCGAAGUGGGUCGCACGAGGCUUCCAGACACCAAUUUUGGAUAAGAUUAUCUUUAAGAAAAUUGCCAAACUGUUAGGAGGCCGCAUUCGCAGUGUUUUGUCUGGUGGUGCACCCUUAGCAGCGGAUACACACGAACAGAUCAAGCUUUGCCUGUGCGUCGACGUGAUUCAGGGCUACGGUUUAACGGAGACUACUGCUGGGGCAGCGGUAAUGGACAAAUUUGACAUGGAGUACAAUCGGGUCGGUGCACCGUCCUCGAGUAACGACAUCCGGUUAAUUAACUGGGAGGAAGGAAAUUAUCGUGUCACCAACAAACCAUAUCCCCAGGGUGAGAUUGUUAUCGGAGGCACGACAGUCUCAAAGGGUUAUUACAAGCUUCCCGGCAAGACGCAGGAAGAUUUCUUUGAAGAGGACGGUCAACAGUGGUUCCGCACUGGCGAUGUGGGCGAAGUCCAUCCAGAUGGUGCGCUCAAGAUUAUCGACCGUAAGAAGGAUUUGGUAAAACUGCAGGCAGGCGAAUACGUUUCGCUCGGUAAGGUGGAAUCGGAGAUGAAAACGUGCCCCGUUGUGGAGAACAUUUGCGUGUACGGUGACUCAACGAAACAGUUUACGGUCGCUCUUGUGGUGCCAAACCCGAAACAUCUGGAGGAGAUCGCUGAGCGACUAGAAAUCCGUGGCGUUGAAUUCGAAGAUCUCUGCGAUAACAAGAAGGUUGAAAAGGCAGUUCUACAGGAGCUGGCUGAACACGGACGGAAAUGCAAGCUGCAUCGCAGUGAAAUUCCCGCCGCAGUGUACCUAUGCAAGGACAUUUGGACGCCCGAUAUGGGUCUGGUAACGGCCGCCUUUAAGCUGAAACGCAAGGACAUCCAAGAGCGGUAUCAGGCCGAAAUCAAUAAGAUGUAUGCGUCGUAG
Molecule: messenger RNA, 2224 nt
Organism: Anopheles nili
Lineage: Eukaryota; Metazoa; Arthropoda; Insecta; Diptera; Culicidae
Gene: Acsl
Product: fatty acid CoA ligase Acsl3
Exons: 9
Coding region: 77-2224 (715 amino acids)
Biological process (GO): long-chain fatty-acyl-CoA metabolic process; neuron differentiation; long-chain fatty acid metabolic process
Cellular component (GO): plasma membrane; lipid droplet; endoplasmic reticulum
Molecular function (GO): palmitoyl-CoA ligase activity
Source: RefSeq, a predicted model, not a curated record